Molecule: messenger RNA, 2033 nt
Organism: Capsella rubella
Lineage: Eukaryota; Viridiplantae; Streptophyta; Magnoliopsida; Brassicales; Brassicaceae
Product: 3-hydroxy-3-methylglutaryl-coenzyme A reductase 2
Exons: 4
Coding region: 167-1858 (563 amino acids)
Biological process (GO): isoprenoid biosynthetic process; coenzyme A metabolic process; sterol biosynthetic process
Cellular component (GO): peroxisomal membrane; endoplasmic reticulum membrane
Molecular function (GO): protein binding; hydroxymethylglutaryl-CoA reductase (NADPH) activity
Source: RefSeq, a predicted model, not a curated record
AACCAUCUUCUCUGUUCUUCUUCUCCAUUGACGUUGAUCUCGAUGUCACCACACUACCACUAUAAAUAAACCCUCUUCUCCUAUUUUUGCCAUCUCUCUGACUUUGGAGCCCAAAAAACUCUCACACCCAUCAAAAAAAAUCCAAGCUUUUUUUGUCUCGGCGUCAAUGGAGGAUCUCCGUCGUAGAUUUCCGACCAAAAACAAAGACAACGACGGAGAUAUCUCCAAUGUCGCCGUCACUCCUCCUCGUAAAGCCUCUGACGCUCUUCCUCUUCCGUUGUACCUAACAAACACUUUCUUCCUCGCCCUCUUCUUCGCUACGGUUUAUUUCCUUCUCAGCCGAUGGCGUGAGAAGAUCCGUAACUCUACGCCUCUUCACGUCGUUGACCUCUCUGAGAUCUGUGCUCUCAUUGGUUUCGUUGCUUCGUUUAUUUACCUCCUUGGUUUCUGCGGUAUCGAUCUCAUUUCCCGAUCUUCUUCCGAUGAUGAUGUUUGGGUUAACGAUGAAGAUUUGCGGAGGACGGUUCCAUGUGAUCAGUCCCUAGAUUGUUCUGUUAAACCUAGUUCUAUUGAUCAUUCCCCUGUUUCUGGUCUUGAGUCAGUAGAAGAUGAAGAGAUUGUUAAAUCGGUGAUUGAAGGAACCAUCCCAUCUUACUCAUUAGAGACGAAGUUUGGAGAUUGUAAACGAGCAGCAGCGAUUAGAAGAGAAGCGGUUCAGAGGAUAACUGGUAAAUCCUUAACCGGUCUUCCAUUGGAAGGUUUCGAUUACGAUUCGAUUUUGGGGCAAUGCUGUGAGAUGCCAGUUGGGUAUGUUCAGAUCCCUGUGGGGAUUGCUGGACCUUUGUUGCUUGAUGGGGUUGAGUAUUCAGUGCCAAUGGCUACAACAGAAGGUUGUUUGGUUGCUAGUACCAAUAGAGGUUGUAAAGCUAUUAACUUGUCUGGAGGUGCUUCUAGUGUUCUCUUGAAAGAUGCAAUGACUAGAGCUCCAGUUGUUAGAUUCCCUUCUGCAAGAAGAGCUGCUCUUGUCAUGUUUUAUCUGCAAGAUCCUGCUAAUUUUGAGAGAUUGUCUCUCAUGUUCAACAAAUCCAGUAGAUUUGCUAGGCUUCAGAGUAUUAAGUGCACGAUUGCUGGGAGGAAUCUCUAUCCGAGGUUUUCGUGUAGUACUGGUGAUGCUAUGGGGAUGAACAUGGUCUCUAAAGGUGUUCAGAAUGUCUUAGAUUUCAUAAAGAGCGAGUUUCCUGACAUGGAUGUUAUUGGCAUCUCAGGGAAUUACUGUUCGGACAAGAAGGCUUCGGCUGUAAACUGGAUCGAAGGACGCGGUAAGCAUGUUGUAUGUGAAGCCGUGAUUAAGCGUGAGAUUGUGGAGAAAGUGUUGAAGACUAGUGUUGCGGCUCUUGUAGAGCUUAACAUGCUCAAGAACCUUGCUGGUUCAGCCAUGGCGGGUUCUCUUGGUGGGUUCAAUGCUCAUGCAAGCAAUAUUGUCAGCGCUGUGUUCAUCGCCACUGGCCAAGACCCAGCUCAAAACGUUGAGAGCUCACACUGUAUCACCAUGAUUGAAGCUGAUGGCAACGACCUUCACAUCUCUGUCAAAAUGCCUUGCAUUGAGGUUGGUACUGUUGGAGGUGGGACACAACUUGCAUCACAAUCAGCUUGUUUGAAUCUGCUCGGUGUGAAAGGAUCAAACAAGGAGGCGCCUGGCUCAAACGCACAGCAAUUGGCAAGGAUAGUGGCUGGUACAGUUCUUGCAGGAGAGCUUUCACUAAUGUCUGCUAUUGCAGCUGGACAGCUUGUGAAGAGUCACAUGAAAUACAACAGAUCCAGCAGAGACAUUGGCCCUUCGUCUCAAGUCAACAGAUGAUAUUUGGAGCACAAUGAGACAGAUGAUAAUAAAACCAAAAAAACAAACUUAGAUUGAUGUAAUUUUAACCUCAUUUGAUUUUCUUCCUCCAUCGAUCUCUUUUCUAUCUGUUUGUACUCUUUAAGUCUCCAAAUGGUCUUAAUUUAUGUAAAGUCAUUUUUUGUCCUUCCAUCUU